AUGGUUGAAUCGCCUGAAUCUCAGGCAUCUACUCCGACCCAGAACCCAGCUACACCUCUUGCACCGACGGAACAACCUCUACCCUCCACCAUGUUACAAUUUGAGCAUCAUGAAGCCCUUCCAUCAUUCAUGACAGCCAUGGUCACUCAAAUGAAUCAAGUUCUCCACCGCCUAGAUGAGUAUGAUCAACUGAAGGCAGAAAAUCAUCAGUUAAACCAAUCGUUGGCUGCUGCCGAAGCUCGAAUCGCCCAGCUUGAAGCUCAAUUUGAAACCCAAUAUGCUGACUCUACCCCCAUUGGAGCAAUGGCUUCUAAACCUCCCUACAACCGACACUUCCCCAGUCAAGGACACAUGGGCUUCUCGCACUAA
Molecule: messenger RNA, 369 nt
Organism: Radiomyces spectabilis
Lineage: Eukaryota; Fungi; Mucoromycota; Mucoromycetes; Mucorales; Radiomycetaceae
Exons: 2
Coding region: 1-369 (122 amino acids)
Source: RefSeq, a predicted model, not a curated record